UCUAUUACAGCGUUUCCGGUUCUUUUUGUAGCGAGCGUUCACAACUAGUUAGCUUGUUGCUAGCACAGCUAGCACAACAGUACUUGAGCAAACUAACUAUUGACAUUGUAGGCGGACAUGUGACGUCACACAACACUCCUUUUAUUCUUAGAACACUACCACGCAUAAUAUUGGAGCAAUAUAUCCGUCCGGGACCAAGUAGGUGUUUAGCAGGGGCGUCGCCGCCAAACCUAACAUAGCUAGGAAACGGACGCCAUUGCCACAGUCUUCAGAGGCACCGCGGUUCAAAUCCGUUUGGCCUGGCGAUGAAUUGUCGAUCGGAGCUGCUGGAAGUAACGGUGGAGGCGAGGCAGGUGGAAGAAGCAAUAUUGUCUCUGAUGCACACUAUUUUGCUGCACCGCAGCACUGGCAAGUUUCACUACAAAAAGGAAGGGACUUACUCUAUUGGUACCGUUGGCACCUUGGACUUCGACUGCGAUUUCAUCGACUUCACUUUUGUCAGAGUGUCCUCAGAAGAACUCGACAGGGUGAUCAGAAAAGCUGUGUCUGAAUUCAAGGACGCGUUAAGCAACUCAGGCAGCGAUGGCAUCGGUCAAAUCUCCCUGGAGUUCUACCAGAAGAAGAAGUCUCGUUGGCCCUUUUCUGACGAGUGCAUCCCCUGGGAAGUGUGGAGCAUCAAAGUCAACGUGGUCAACCUCGCCAACGAGCAGGAGAGACAGAUCUGCCGGGAGAAAGUGGGCGAGAAACUUGGCGAAAAGGUGAUCAACGUGGUGGAAGUCAUCAAUCGCCACGAGUACCUGCCCAAGAUGCCCACUCAGUCGGAGGUGGACAACGUGUUUGACACCAGUCUGAGGGAUGUGCAGCCUUACCUGUACAAGAUCACGUACCAGAUCACGGACUGUCUGGGCACCUCUGUCAGCACCACCAUGAGAAGGCUGAUCAAGGACACGCUUGCACUGUGACAUGUCAACAAGUUUGCAUACGUUGAUACCGAUGAGCAAAUGCUUGUGCCGCUAGAGGCACAAGCAUUUGAAAACAAUACAUUUUGACUCUAAGAUACAAACGGCUAUUUUCCCUUUAGUGUUUAUCCCUCAAAAGGACACAUCUUUAGGGAAGUUGUAGCAAAUCGUUGAAAAUGUCCAAAUUAUUUAUUGUUAGUCGUACUGCAAAUACACCCUCUCAAAAGAUGUUUUCGAUAAGUAAUCAACUGACAUUAUCAUUGAAGUUGUUUACAUUGCUCUGCAUAUUUAUUUAUUGUAUGUCUGUGAUUGAACAUUUGAAUAAAAUAUUGUCUUAA
Molecule: messenger RNA, 1297 nt
Organism: Nerophis ophidion (straightnose pipefish)
Lineage: Eukaryota; Metazoa; Chordata; Actinopteri; Syngnathiformes; Syngnathidae
Gene: atg101
Product: autophagy related 101
Exons: 2
Coding region: 306-962 (218 amino acids)
Biological process (GO): autophagosome assembly; autophagy
Cellular component (GO): phagophore assembly site
Source: RefSeq, a predicted model, not a curated record